This is a messenger RNA of Cucurbita pepo subsp. pepo (vegetable marrow), 694 nucleotides long. RefSeq names its product calmodulin-like 41 (gene CML41). Gene Ontology annotation, molecular function: calcium ion binding. Lineage: Eukaryota; Viridiplantae; Streptophyta; Magnoliopsida; Cucurbitales; Cucurbitaceae. The record is from RefSeq and is a predicted model, not a curated record.
UCUAAGGAAAUUUCGAUGCAAUUUCUUCAUAACUCUCCCAAAAGACUUUUACACUUUUGUCACAUCCAAUUUCUACAUAUAUUUAUAUCAUCUCAUUCAUACUUAUUCCUCACCAUCAAGUACCACAUGGCCCUUUCACCCGUUUCCACUCCCUUCAAAUGGUUUUCCAACACCAAUUUCAACCUCAACUUCCCUCGCCUUCGCUUCAAACAUAAGCCCACCCGGUCUAACCCUCCUCCUCCACCACUACUCCUCCUCACGCCUGCGCCCCCGCUCGCCGAAGCUGCCUUCCGCCACCUCGAUGCCGAUGGAGAUGGCAAAAUCUCAGGCGACGAGCUCCAAUCCUACUUUGCAUCGGUCGGUGAGUACAUGACACGGGACGAUGCUCGAAGCCUGAUAAGAGAGUUCGACUGGGAUGGUGACUUGUUACUGGAGCUCGGAGACUUCGAACGGCUGGUGAAGGGUGGGGAGGAGGAAGAGAAAGAGGAUCUGAAAAGGGCUUUUGAGAUGUUUGAAGGUGAAAAGGGAUGUGGAUUCAUCGGACCGGCAGGGCUGCAAAAGAUGUUUGGGCGGCUUGGAUACGUUAAAUCCAUAGAAGAGUGCAUGGCUAUGAUCGGAGUGUUUGAUGUUGACGGCGACGGUGUAAUUGAUUAUCGUGAAUUUCUCAGAAUGAUGACUUAACUUAACGGCCUAA